UGGUCUGUCAGUGAAAAAAUUAAUGUGUCAAAUUUCUUCGCUUGAUACUCGGCGUAAAUAUAGUAUAUAUUAAUGUUUGUUUUAGGUUUUGUUUAAAUUUACUAUGUAUUAUAAAGGGUUUAGUUAUGAUAACAAUUUCAUGGAAUAGGAUUAUUGUAAAAUUAGAUUUUUAUAGAAAUUAUGGAUUCUGGCGGGAGUAAAGACGCUUGGAAACCAAGUGUUAAAAAUCUAACUCAAUCGCCAACAAGUAUGGAUAACAUCACAAUGAAUAAACAAAUAACUGUAACAUCAUCAGCCAAAGGUGUUGAAAAUGCUAAGAAGCGACUCAGGGCUUUUUCGAUACAAAAGAAAACUCCACUUACUCCAGUUGUUACUCCAAAACCCAGUGGAUCUGGAAAUACAAUGGUUUUAAUUGGCAAAUUGAGUAGCGUGAAGGUUACACCUAAAGCUGAGGAUCAGGAGCCAAAACAGAAACAGCCCAAACCACCGAAACCGGGAGCUGUACGGAAAGCAUUACAAGAUUCAUAUACAGAGUUGCAAAGGCGAACUCUCGCAGACAUUGAAGACAUGAAAAGGAAAAUGGAGCUAGUGGAUCUUGGUAUACCGUUAGGCCUCAUCUGUCCUACGUCCACUAGUGAAAAAGCCAUGCCGACAAAGGCUAUGCCACCCAUUAAGUCUUUUAUUGAUCCAGCUAAAGUCGACGAACUUAUUCGUGAAGCUAAAAAAGCAAAAAUGGAAGGUAGAGAAUUCAAAUUUGAUUAUCAAAAAUUAUUACCGGGCUACGAUAAUCCCUUCCAAAACAAGAAAAAGGAAGAGGAAAAAGAGAAGGAAAAGAAAGCAUCAGAUAGCCGAAAGAAUUCAGACAGAAGAAAAUCUGAUAAGUACAGCUCUAAGCGAUAUUCUGAAUAUAGAAAGGAAGAUAAAUUCAGAGAUCGUGAUAGAAGUCGACAGAAAGAUAGAGAAAAAGGCUCAGAAUAUAAAUCUGCCACAAAAAAAGAAUCAGAAAAGACUGCAGAAAAGGAAACCGAUGUUAAUCUGAGUGAUUAUUUAGUCUGUGACAGUUGGUCACUGGAUAAUGACGAAAAGACAAAUAGCUCAAGCCCUAAAUUUGAUGAUAAAUCAGAUUCGCAAAGCUCUUCUCUACCAGAAACUAAGAAUUAUAGAGAACCGUCCGAUAUUGUUAAAACUAAUCGCGCUAAGAAGAAUGAACUAAUCAAAAAUUCUAUCAUUGAUAAGCCUCCUUUGAAGCUACAACCAGUUAUGGAUUCGUUCAAAUACGAAAUAGAUGAUAAUGAGGAGGAAGUAUUGGAUAUUUUUGACGCUGAUUCCAAUAUAGAAAAAUUCGCAAAGGUGAAACCGAAAAAGCUGGCGCUGUACGAUUCUCCAGUCAAAAAGUGUUUGGAUUUAGAUGAUAGUUCAAGAGAUUUGUCCCUCGACGGCAUUAACGAUGACACGUUCUUGGAAUCGGUGAUAAAUGAGAUAAAAGUUAGUGAACUAAGUGAUGACAGCCAAGACAAAGGCUUAGUGGAAUAUGAUAUAUCGCCGGUGAAAGAUGACGAUACUCCCAAAACAUCGAAGUCCGUGACGCCGGAAUUAGAUAGCAAAAUGGACAGGAAACAAAGUGAUUAUUCAGAUGGUUAUAGGUCAAGCGAAAGUGGUUAUAAGACUAGUGAUACAACGGAGAGUGGGUAUAAAUCUGAAACAGAGUUCAGGCUGUCGAUAGAGAAGGAAUUGGAUGAUGCUCUAAAUGCCAGCAAGAUGUCGAAGGCGACGGUGGAUUCGUUGGAAGCGUGGAGCUUUGUGCUGAAAAUAUGUCAGCCGUUGCUAUUUAGGCAUGAUAGGAAUAAGUGUUACAAGGAAACGCGUACUGAUCCAAAGCUAUGGUGGACCACCAACCCUAGGGGGUGUCCCUGUGUGAAGGACAGGAGUGUAGUCUACGAGGAGUUGGAGAUGUGCAAGAUGAGCCUCGUUGACCGCGUCUAUGGGUGUGAUCAGAUAUCGGACGAGCCGUUCCCCAAGUGCCGCAAUUGGUACCCGGCGAGCGGCGCCUGCCUCGUGGAGGGGAGGCGGCUGCAGCCCUCCAGCGAGUGGGAGGGGGAGGACAGCCAGCAGCCGGAGCUGUCGCUGGACAGGGAGUACCAGAGGUUUAUGGAAGCAGUGUGGCCAGAGGUGAUGGAUUCAAAGAAAGAAGCGUCCAGGAGCACGACUCCCGUGCAAGAGAAUAGAAAGAAGAGAAAAGAGGAGUCAGUGGAAAAGAAAGAAGACGAGAAGAAAGCAAAGAAAAUUAAGUUGAGCAGCGAAGGCUGGAGCCAGGAGUCGGAAGUAGAAGAAGAAGACAAGAACAAAAAGAUGAAAAAAGUCAAACCAAGAAAGAGAAAACACUCGACUUCAGUAUCGUCGUCUCCCUCUGACAGCGAAGAAGACUCGAAGAAGAAAAAGAAAGCGCUUAAAAAGAAGGCAUUGAAAAAGGUGAAAUCAAAGUCAGCCAAGCGUCGACGUAUGGGCAAGAAGUUGUUGAAAAAGUUGAAAGAAAAACAGAAGAAGAGUAAGAAGAUGAAAGAGCGCGAUCUCUCCGACGACGAUGACGACUCGGAUAGUGAUAAAAAAGAAAGAAAAUCCAAGAAAAAGAAACAAGAAAAGGCAAAAAAGAAAGAUAAGAAGAAGAAAAAGGCGAAAGUUAGAUCAAGCAGCUCCGACUCUUCCUCCAGUGACUCGUCCAGCGAGAGCAGUGACAGCGAUAGGAGAAAGAGAUCGAAAAAGAAGAAUCACGACAAAAGUAAAAAGAAGACGAAAAAGUCGGACACGAAAGAAGAAUUAUUUGACGUUAAUAUAUUAAAUAACAUUAAAACGGAAAAAAUAACGGACGAUGAGGGACCAAAACUGAUGGAGUUCUCGCCGAGAAGACAAAAACCGCGCGAAAUUAUUAACGUUAAAGAAUUGCAGAAUGACUUUGUUGGGAAUAAUAUGAUAAUAAAGAAGGAAGUGGAAGAUAAGCAAGCACAAAGUGAAGUGAAGAGUAUAGAAGAUGAAGAAGUUAAAGAAAAAGAGAGUGAAAAAGACAAUGUACAGAUAGAGAUAGAAGGAGAAAACGAAGUAGUUGUAGAAAAGGAGAAAGAGGCAAGUAAUGAAGUGGAUAGUGAAUUGCAUUUAGUUGAGGAGGACUCGCAAAAUAGCAGUGUUGAAAAGGCAAAAGAUACUACAAAGGAAUCCGGUGAAGAGUCAGAAGGAGAAAUGUCUAUGGAUUAUGAAAUGGACACUAAACAGGAACCAGAGGAAAAAGAAGUGGAGAAGAGCCCAAACAAAUCAAUAGAAGCCGAAGUGACGCCCGAGGAGAUUGUGAAGACGCCUGUGGAUGACGCAUCGCAGUGUUCCUCGCAGGAGUCCAUCUGUAGCGUCAAGGAGGUGGGUCGGUACGCGGGCGGCAAGGAGGAGUCGCCGCGCGACGCGCUCGGCUACGAGCUGUACGAGCAGCUCGCGCUCGCGCACCAGCACCACGUGGCGCUGCGGCCGCUGUCGCCGGUGGAGGGCGGCGUGUCGCGCAUCGAGACGGUGGUGCGCGCGCGCUGCGGCGAGAUAAAGUGCGACUGGCGCGCCGGCGCCGAGCCCGCGCCGCCCGCGCCGCGCCCCUCGCGCUGGGGUCUGAAGCCGGGCGAAGUGAACAUAGUGCUGACGGGCGGCGAGCCGGUCUACCGCAUCCAGAGCCUCGCCAACCGGACCGACGGCACCCCCAUUAGCUACGACGAAGCGUACAUGGACACAUAUGGAGCGUCAGAUAGACUGCAGUACGGCGAUUGUUUCUCGUCGGAAACCGAGCCCGCCACUUUCACCGAGGUGACGCUGCAGGAGGCCACUGAGCCAGAGGAGCAGAAGGAAGAACACAAGAGUACACUGGACGACAGGAUAAACCAAGCUUUGAGGGACACAGUUUUGGGAGACGUGGCAAAGGAACUGGACACUGUUGAAGCGGAUAAAGAGGAGGAAAAAGGGAUUUUGCUAAAUCGGAGCGCCGGCGUGGGCGUGGGCAAGCGGGUGCGGUUCGCGGACGGAUACGCGCCGGGACAGGACUCGGAUACGGAGCCGCCGCCAAAGCGGCGUCGCGCGCGGCGCUACGGCUGCGCGUGGCCGUGCCCCGCGUCGCACCCCGACCACGUGUCGCUGUGGGACGCGCUGCCCCCGCCCCCGCCGCCGCCCGGCUCGCCCCCGCGCCCCCGCCCCCGCCCCCAGGGCGCGCUGCCGCUCCCGCUGGCCGGCUUCAUGCCGCCCGAGCCGCCGCCCGGACUCAUCGCCCUGCACUGA
This is a messenger RNA of Zerene cesonia (dogface butterfly), 4296 nucleotides long. RefSeq names its product myb-like protein X. The transcript has 21 exons. Bases 181 to 4296 code for a protein of 1371 amino acids. Lineage: Eukaryota; Metazoa; Arthropoda; Insecta; Lepidoptera; Pieridae. The record is from RefSeq and is a predicted model, not a curated record.